CGGUUCCUGGUUCGCGUGGCGGGCGAGAGAGGGAGCCUUGGCCGGAAGGGUUCGGGGAGGGAGGAGUAGGUUGAGCAGCUGUGGCCUCUGGAGAACCCCCGCAGGCCGGUCCCGGGAGGUCUUCAGGGAGGAGCCCCGUGCUCCUGCCCAGCCCCAGGUAGUGGAGGCGCCAGCUCCUGGGAAAGCCUUUUUCUCCCCGCCCCGGGGGUUUCACAAAGAAACUGCCUCAUUCUCGUUCCAGAGCUGUUUUUCUGUGCUCUGCCUGAGCCGAACCGUCUGUCCGUCGGACCCAAGUUGCCUUCUCUUUUUUCCCUGGCUCUCAAUAGGAAAUCCGAACUCAGGACUAAUCGAUGAGAACACGCCUGAGGGGCUUGGGGACCUGCUGUGGGAAACCGAGCCUCAUUAGAAGUCCCGGGUCGUGACUCAUCCAAGAGGGGGAAUAGUACCGUUGGGCUUUGUUCAGAUGAGAAAGCAUACACACAACAGACAUCUGCUCGAAUUCGGAAACGCAUUUUUACUUUAUCGUUUAUAAAUAGUUGGGCGAAACCAAGGUGAUCUGGUGGGUGAGGUUCUAGGAAACCUGUGUUAUGUAAGGAACAGUUGAAAGAACUGUGAAGAAGGGAGUUGAGAGCCAAAAAGCAGUUAUUUUCAGGGAUUGGAAGGCUGUUCUGAAGGAAGUAGGUACCGCACAGUAGAAUUCUGUGCCUCAGUUACCAAAUUUGCCUGCCUACGAGUUUUCAGGUACACAAGGUUUAACGUGUAGCCCUAAAGAACCAGAAACCCAAAGGAACCGAUACUCCUGCUCCACAGAGUCCCACCUGUAGUGAGGCUGUUUCUGGAAUCGGUGUGAUGACCAAGGUUUUGGGCAUGGCUGCAGUUCGGGGCCCUCGGCCUCCACGGGAGAGGGGGCCUCUGGUGGUUAAAGAUGAGGACGAAGAGGAAAGGCAGAGCCUUCCUAGCCUGGAGGUGUUCCGCCAACGCUUCCGGCAGUUUGGCUACCAUGACACACCUGGCCCCCGGGAGGCCCUGAGCCAGCUCCGGGUGCUGUGCUGCGAGUGGCUGAGGCCCGAGAUCCACACCAAGGAGCAGAUCCUGGAACUGCUGGUGCUGGAGCAGUUCCUGACCAUCCUGCCCCAGGAGCUCCAGGCCUGGGUGCAGGAGCACUGCCCAGAGAGCGCCGAAGAGGCCGUCACUCUCCUAGAGGAUCUGGAGCAGGAACUGGACGAGCCAGCACAGCAGGUCUCACCUCCUCCAAACGAACAGCAACAGGUGUGGGAGAAGAGGUCCUCCUCAGGAACAGCAACAUUUCCAAGCAGCACACAGCCCCAGUCUGCGGAGACCAGUCACAAAAGCGAGGGUUGGGAGCCCUUGUACAUCCAGGAGACUGGGGAAGAGGAGGAUCUCACUCCAGAGCUGAGAAAGAGUCAAGAUCGUAACUCGAACACCCAGAAUGAGGACUCCAUAGAUCAGCAGAAAAGUUCUGAAGAGUCUCAGGAGCCCAAAAGGGAGGUUACUCCCAUGGCCGUUGCCAGUAAAUGUGAGGCCAGGUUAGAAAGGCAGUGGGCAAACCUUGAAAAGGAAAGAGGAACAAAAACUCCUCUUCUAGACAAAGGUUCCAAGAAAGGCAGAGAAUUGAUUCCCACUAAACCUGCCCCAGGAGAGAGGCGUUACAUCUGUGCCGAAUGCGGAAAAGCCUUUAGUAAUAGCUCAAAUCUUACCAAGCACCGGAGAACGCACACUGGGGAAAAGCCCUAUGUGUGCACCAAAUGUGGGAAGGCUUUCAGCCACAGCUCAAACCUCACCCUCCAUUACAGAACACACUUGGUGGACCGGCCCUAUGACUGUAAGUGUGGGAAAGCCUUUGGUCAGAGCUCAGACCUCCUUAAACAUCAGCGAAUGCACACGGAAGAGGCGCCUUAUCAGUGUAAAGAUUGCGGAAAAGCUUUCAGUGGGAAAGGCAGCCUCAUCCGACACUAUCGGAUCCACACUGGGGAGAAACCUUACCAGUGUAACGAGUGUGGAAAGAGCUUUAGUCAGCACGCAGGUCUCAGCUCUCACCAGAGGCUCCACACCGGAGAGAAGCCAUACAAAUGUAAGGAGUGUGGGAAAGCCUUCAACCACAGCUCAAAUUUUAAUAAACACCAUAGAAUCCAUACCGGGGAGAAGCCCUACUGGUGUAAUCACUGUGGAAAAACCUUCUGUAGUAAGUCCAAUCUUUCCAAACAUCAGCGAGUCCACACGGGAGAGGGAGAAGGGCUUUAUGCGUUUUCCUCCGCCCUCGCCGACACGCGGGAUACCCACGCCGCCCCCGCCGCCUCGGGUCUGCGGCGCCCGAACUUGCGCCCCGAGGCCGAGGGGCGCGGCGCUUCGCCCCGCCCGGCCAUCAGGGGGCGCGGCGGCGGGUGGGAGCUCCAGGGCGGGCGUUGGCGUCAGCGCGGGAGCCGCGCGGCCUCGGCCGGGAGUUGGCGAAUCACCGAGAGGCGAACUCCUCCAGAGUUCCUAGAGAGAACAAGGUCCAACGGGGCCUGGUCUGUGUCCGGCCCCCCAAAUCUCCCGUCCCUGCCCCCAGGAGACCCAGAACUUCUAGCUCUACUCAUGGAAACUCAGGCUGAUUGUGUAUCUCAGGAACCGCAGGCCCUGCUUGAGAGUGCUCUUCCUUCCUCGAAAGUUCCUGCAUUUUCCAACAAGGACAGCCUGGGGGAUGAGAUGUUGGCAGCUGCACUCCUAAAGGCCAAGUCCCAGGAGUUGGUGACGUUUGAGGACGUCGCUGUGUACUUCAUCCGGAAGGAGUGGAAGCGUUUGGAGCCUGCUCAGAGGGACCUCUAUAGGGAUGUGAUGCUGGAGAAUUACGGGAAUGUGUUCUCGCUGGAUGGUGAGACCAGAACUGAGCACGAUCAAGAAAUUUCCGAAGAUACAGGAUCACAUGGGGUGCUGUUGGGAAGAUUCCAAAAGGAUAUUUCUCAGGGUCUUAAAUUCGAAGAAGCCUAUGACCAAGAAGUCGGUCUUAAGAGGCAACUGGGGAGCUCCUCUGGAGAAAGACUGACCAGGAAGAUAGAAGAUUUCGGUCAAGUGACGGAUGAGGAAAAGCUAACUCCUGUGGGAGAGAGAAGUGAGAAAUACAAUGAUUUUGGGAACAGCCUCGCUGUGAGUUCUAACCUUAUUUCGCAUCAGAGACUUCCUGUGGGAGAUAGACCCCAUAAGUGCGAUGAAUGUAGCAAGAGCUUUAAUCGAACUUCAGACCUCAUUCAGCAUCAGAGAAUCCACACUGGGGAGAAACCCUAUGAAUGUAGCGAGUGUGGGAAGGCCUUCAGCCAGAGCUCACAUCUCAUUCAGCAUCAGAGAAUCCACACCGGAGAGAAGCCGUACGAAUGUAACGAUUGUGGGAAGACCUUCAGCUGCAGCUCUGCCCUCAUCCUCCAUCGAAGGAUCCACACGGGGGAGAAGCCCUACGAAUGUAGCGAAUGUGGGAAGACCUUUAGCUGGAGCUCUACCCUUACUCAUCACCAGAGAAUCCACACUGGAGAGAAACCGUACGCCUGUAAUGAAUGUGGGAAGGCCUUCAGUAGGAGCUCUACCCUCAUCCAUCACCAGAGAAUCCACACUGGAGAGAAGCCCUAUGAAUGUAACGAGUGCGGGAAGGCCUUCAGCCAGAGCUCGCACCUCUAUCAGCACCAGAGAAUCCACACUGGAGAGAAGCCCUAUGAAUGUAUGGAAUGCGGAGGAAAGUUUACCUACAGUUCAGGCCUUAUUCAGCAUCAAAGAAUCCACACGGGGGAGAAUCCCUACGAAUGUAGUGAGUGUGGGAAAGCCUUUCGAUACAGCUCAGCUCUGGUCCGCCAUCAGAGAAUUCACACUGGAGAGAAGCCUUUGAAUGUAAUGGGAAUGAGCAAAAGUUCUCUCAGAGUCGCUGCCGAGCUCAAUAUCGAAGAGUCUACCUGAGAGAGAGCCGCGCACCUGUUUUCCUCACUGCCUCUGAUUCUGACGAGCUCCUGCCUUACUACAUAAGUAUGACCAUCUUAGAACGUGUCCCUUCCGGCUCAAACCUUUCGCUUUAGAGAACGGGGCAGAUGGGGGAGAUCAUCCCGGCACACCCUCGUGACGAGCUACCUGUCACUUUCCCCCAGGAGUGACACCCAGAGGCGAGCGGCAGGUUGAGUGCGGGGCACGCCAGGGAAGCUCUGGGACCGGUCACCUUCCAUUUUGGAAGGGAGUUUGCACUAGCCCGUUUCUCUCACACCAGAGGAGCCUUUCCUUCCAAGGUGGGGAGUGGAAGCACAAUAGGAAGAAAACUCCAAGGACUCCUCUGGUUGGAGUCCGUGUAGUCGGCACCGAAGGCAGUGGAAAGAAUGUCGCGGGUCCUGCUGUUUGCUAACAAGGGGACACAGAGGCUGUAUUUCAAAGCCACUGUCCCUAAUCCAGCUUUAGGUUCUGGUAAGGAACCUUUGCUAUUUGUUGUUACUUUUUUUUGUUCCAUGAUUUCGUCAAUUAAUGGAAAUUUGGUGCUGAGGGAUUUGUUAUUUUAUUGGGGGGGUUCCGUGAGGUUUUCUGUGAUAACUGUAUUUUGGGGGGCUCUUGGAGCAGCAGGCCCGUUUCCAAGAGCAGUGAGGCGAUUUUGUUGGAGAGCUCCUUGCCCUUCUCUACUGUGAUGGGUCUGAUUGGGAAAUCCAUCUGAUGAAGAAAGUCUCACAGGGAGAGGAUUGAAAGCAUUAAGCGUUGGCCUGCUUCUGUUCUCCUCUCUCCCUGUUCCUCUCCCCGCUCCUGUGCUGAAAAGUGAUUUAAUCCAAACCCCCAGUUGCUAAGACUAGAAUGCUUUUAAGGAGCUCACUCAGCCAGCUUGCCCUGCCCUCUGUCACCUAUGACCUAUGACAUCUGGCCCCAGCAGCCGGACCUCCCGUGACCCCAUCUCUGACUUCAGCAGCAAAGGAAGCGCAAAACCCAGAGAAGGGGAGUCUCUGGCCUGACCUGGCCGUCAAGCUCCUUGCUGGGUUAGGCUGGAGCUCCCGAGUGUGCCCAGCUGAAGGGAUGAUCUUUCGUUCUGUUUUUCCAAUCCUGCUCAUCCUGUAGCAUAAAUGAAGUGCACUAUUAAACGGAAUAGUUUUUUAGAA
This is a messenger RNA of Lutra lutra (Eurasian river otter), 5105 nucleotides long. RefSeq lists its product as uncharacterized. The record is from RefSeq and is a predicted model, not a curated record. Lineage: Eukaryota; Metazoa; Chordata; Mammalia; Carnivora; Mustelidae. Gene Ontology annotation, biological process: regulation of transcription by RNA polymerase II; central nervous system development. Bases 850 to 3939 code for a protein of 1029 amino acids. Gene Ontology annotation, molecular function: DNA-binding transcription factor activity, RNA polymerase II-specific; RNA polymerase II cis-regulatory region sequence-specific DNA binding. Gene Ontology annotation, cellular component: nucleus. The transcript has 10 exons.